AUGUUCUUAGCCACAGUUUUUGCAUUUAUUUUCCUCUCUGAGGCUUAUCCCGUUGAUCACGACCCGUUUAAUCCAAUUGGACCGUGGUUUCGACAUAAACCUCCAUGUGGCUUACCGUCAUUCGUAGAUGAACUGCCAACUGACGCAGCAAAAGAAGUAAAGGAAAUAUGGAAAAAUUUUAAAGGUGGACUGCAUUGUGGUAAAGAACAUCAACUCACUAAGGUCUUAGUUCAUUCCUUACCGGAAGAAGUACGGCAUCGGAUAUUUUCCGGUCGCUGUGGUCCAUCAUUUUUGCGUAACUCAUCGGCUACAAUACGUAAUGAAUUUCGCAAUGUGUGGUUUAAUCACCGCUUAACAAUUGAGCAGAAGGAACUAAGGCUUAAAAAACUUGCUUUCUCCUUACUGAGGGGAGAAUCGCUCGCUUUAUUCUACAAAUGGGAAGAAGAACUCCAAAAUCGGAAAACAGAACUGGCAGAGAAAGUGGCUAAUUUGUCGCCAGAUGCUCGAGAUGCUCUUGAAAAAUGGAAGGAAUUGAAGUUCAAGGAGACGGAAUUUCUUGCUGGGCUUCCAAAACACAUUUUGAAAGAGUUGAAAUCUCUUUGCCAGUAUCAUACGUGGAACAUGAAAGUAACUGAAAAAGCUGUAGAGACGAGUAGUGUAAGCGCAGUUAGCACGAAACUUACAACCACUACAGUAGCGAUAACAGAAACAACGACAGCUACUUCGAAACCAGUGGAACAGCCAACUACAUCAGAAAGUACAACUUCUGAAGACGAGAAAAUGACAGAAAAAGAGUUUGCACUGUUUCUUGACAGUACCAUAUCAGACGUGUUUUCAGAUGAUGCUGAAUGUACAGCAUUUGCUUAG
This is a messenger RNA of Enterobius vermicularis (human pinworm), 867 nucleotides long. Lineage: Eukaryota; Metazoa; Nematoda; Chromadorea; Rhabditida; Oxyuridae. The record is from the annotation of a GenBank genome assembly.